This is a messenger RNA of Harpia harpyja (harpy eagle), 1582 nucleotides long. It is a transcript of the gene PLA2G1B, whose product is annotated as phospholipase A2 group IB. The transcript is spliced from 4 exons. Gene Ontology annotation, biological process: phospholipid metabolic process; fatty acid biosynthetic process; positive regulation of fibroblast proliferation. Lineage: Eukaryota; Metazoa; Chordata; Aves; Accipitriformes; Accipitridae. The record is from RefSeq and is a predicted model, not a curated record. Gene Ontology annotation, molecular function: phospholipid binding; calcium ion binding; signaling receptor binding. Bases 1150 to 1506 code for a protein of 118 amino acids.
CCCCAGGCAGGGCUAUGACUCUGUGUUCUGCUCCCAGACUUUGGCAGUGGCCCAGUUUAUAAUGUGUGGCAGAUCUGGCUUUAAUAGAGAUUGUGUCUCUUCUCUAUGUUACAGAGGUUUUGUAUAGAUACUUGUAGGCUCAAGAAAGCAGGAGAUAGUGUGGUGUUCAGAAGUUUGGGUCAGAUGCUCUGGAUUCAAUGACUAUGGUGGACCAAGGAGGCUAGGUCUAAGAAAUCAAAAUGUAGAGAUGGGAAGGGAAGAAAAGUCCUUAACAGACAACACUACAAGAAAAAGGUGAAUUCUGACAGUGUGAAAUAGUAGGGAACCCUGUGCAGCAGGUCUUAAUUAUAGAGAAGUCUUAAAAAUAAUUGAAGGCUCAAGCCUGUAAGUUUAGGAACCAGCUGUAAGUUGGGAUGUCCUCACAAGCAUACUGAGGACCAGUGGCUUUGUAUGCAGCACAGGUUGGGGGAAACCAAAAAUAGCAUUGGUGGAAAAAUCUUUACCCUGCUGGGAUUUUUCUCACGAGGCACUCUUGUGGUGCUCACAUGCUCACUUUCCCACACACGGUGAUCUUCUUGUUGAAUUAAAAUGUACGAAAUCCAAGAUAUGACAGUAUUUUUGAUCUGUGACUUAAAAAGGCCAGUUUAUUGGAAGUUUUCUUCACAGCAUCAAUAAUAAAUCAGACAUUGAGAAGCGAGGAAGAAGGAACCUUAGAGUCCUAAGGUUCAUAGGUAAGAGAACAGAGACAUAAUAAUUUAAAAAAGAGUAAAGGUGGCCAAAGUAGCAAAGGAGAAAGAGAACACUUAAGUGGAUAUUGAAGGGAAAGUCAGCAGAUUGAUCUGUGGGCAAAAGAUUAAAUUAUUUUCUCUGAACUAACUGUGGUACAGACUGUCCUUUACAUCAGCCUUUAAUGUUUGUUCAAUGUUUUAUUAGGACAUGAGAAUCUCGAAUCUGUAACUCGGCAUCUGUUUGGCUUUAGGUAACCUGUGAGUGGGGAAUCCCAGAGGAUCAGAGAGCGUGUGAGAGAUCAAAAAGGUCGUGUUGAUGAACAACCAGAACCAUUCUGUCUACCUUUAACUAGAUGUCCUAUGGAUAUUGGGCGCAGCCAGCGCUGCUCUCUCACCCUGGGCCGUGUGGGAGCUUCGCAGCAUGAUCAAAUGCACCAUCCCAGGCAGCCAUCCUCUGCUGGAAUUUGGUGACUACGGCUGCUAUUGCGGCUUGGGAGGCAGUGGGACUCCAGUGGAUGAGCUUGACAGGUGCUGUCAAGCACACGAUGAGUGCUACUCCCGGGCACGUAAACUAGAAGCAUGCAGAUCCCUCUUGGACAAUCCCUACACAAAGCUGUACAGCUUCAGCUGCUCCAGCGGGCAGAUCACAUGUAACAGCAAGAACCACGAGUGCGGGAUGUUCGUCUGCAACUGCGACCGCACGGCUGCCAUGUGCUUCGCCAAGGCGCCCUACAAUCCCGAGCACAGCAGGCUGGACACCAAGAAAUACUGCAACUAAUCCUCAUCCUCGUCCUCCUCCUGCCCCUCAGGGCGGCAAAAGGCCGGCAGCGGCCUCUCGCUAAUAAACGCCUCGC